AUCCACCAUAGUUCUCCAGGCAGUCCGCAGAAUGUCCACCAAGAUGGGUGAAAACUUUAUCAAUUUCAUGGGUGGAUCUCCCUUGAACCGCCUUUCAUGGCUAAGGACGUCCCAGUCGUUCAUGAAUGCAGUUGUAGCAUCGCCCGCAACUCGAUGGCUUCUGUUCAAUGGCGGGCAACCGCUCGUAUCUUCCCAUCCAGAGACCAACAAGCGUACUCUAGCACUCUUAUCGACCAAGGAUGUCAAGUCAUUUCUUGGCCCAGAACCUUACUUUGGUCAAGCUCAACGUGAAGGAGAGCUAUGCGCCCCGGAUGUAUCCGUCCUCGAAGCUGCGCGGAUCCAUGGCCCUCCCAUAGUCUUCCUUGGCUUAAAAGAAACUGGGUCAGCCUCAGCGAGCGCACUUCCAUCUUCGGAUUUCAAGGAUGCAGAUACAGCUGUUGCCAAUCUCGAAGGAACUCCCUAUUUUUCUGUAGACGUGGCCGAUUACGAGGAGGAUAAGAUCAACACCGUGCUACAGAGCAUAGAACUCACAAAGAACGGAGAGAAGUUGGCGUUCAUGGAACCAAGAGCUUCCAUGACGCACCUCGAUGCAUUCUCAGCCGGUGUUUUCGCAGAAGCACGGAGUCUGGUAGAUUGGAACCAACGGAACAAGUUCUGCGCCGCAUGUGGCUCGUCUGUAUACUCCCUGUGGGCCGGAUGGAAACUUUCAUGCUCGUCGUUGCUUCCUUGGUCUGAUAAUACGGGUAAGAAGCCAUGUCCCUCUGGCCGAGGUCUACACAAUUUCACCCAUCCAAGGACCGACCCCGUCGUGAUCAUGUGCGCCAUCGACGAAUCAGGAGAUAAGGUUCUCCUUGGGAGGAAUAAAAAAUUCCCAGGAAAGUUCUAUUCUGCGCUUGCUGGCUUCGUCGAGCCAGGCGAGUCAUUCGAAGACGCUGUCAAACGUGAGAUGUGGGAAGAGGCGGGCGUCAAGGUGUGGAACAUCAGAUACCACUCCGGUCAACCUUGGCCAUUCCCUGCCAAUCUCAUGGUCGGCUAUUAUGCCACUGCUGAUUCGUCUGCACCUAUCCGCACGGAUCUGGACAAUGAACUCGAAGAUGCUCGGUGGUAUACCCGCGAAGAGGUUCUCGCGGUCCUUGCCCAUCCAACAGGCACCAAUUUCACUCGCCGUGACUAUAAACAGAUCGCGGAGAUCCAAGAGGGAUCGAACAAUUCCAGCGAUACCCAGCAGGGCGCAGCUGCACUCGCACACUCGGACCCCACCAUCAAGGCGAAGGAGGAGGCGAGUGCGAUGGCAAAGCAGCAAGGUGUCGCCGUUCACAAGGAUGAGGAGCCCCCGUUCAGGAUGCCGCCCAUCACUGCCAUUGCAGGUGUGCUUAUCCGGCACUGGGCAGAGGGGAAGGCUGGGGGCAACGAGGGUUUGAAAGGCAAUCUGUAAUUGGGUAUGUAUAGAUGGUGUUUAGAUACAGGUUCUGUAAACUAUGUACUCGACGGAUGUCCCAAGGAAUACAACAAGACUAUCAACAGUUCGCUUCCACAGGUC
Messenger RNA from Serpula lacrymans var. lacrymans S7.9, 1540 nucleotides. RefSeq lists its product as uncharacterized. The coding region runs from base 32 to 1435 and encodes 467 amino acids. The record is from RefSeq and is a predicted model, not a curated record. Lineage: Eukaryota; Fungi; Basidiomycota; Agaricomycetes; Boletales; Serpulaceae. Gene Ontology annotation, cellular component: cytosol. Gene Ontology annotation, molecular function: NADH pyrophosphatase activity. Gene Ontology annotation, biological process: NAD+ catabolic process; NADP+ catabolic process. The transcript has 7 exons.